CCAUCGAGGUUCCAACGACACAUCUCCAUCCCCGGCCUGCUGCCUCGAAUAAAAGUCCCCCCCCUGUCAGACACCCGCGCAUCCACACUCUCCGCAACCAAAGCACACAGCAAAAAUGAAGGUCUUUGCGAUUUCAAUCCUGCUCCGCAGCAGCCAGGGCACCGCCAAGGUCCUCGCCGUCGAGACGGACCUGUCGACCUUUUCGUUCUUCCAGAGGGGCAGUGUCCAAGAGUUUAUGGGCUUUUUCUCGGUUACUGCUGCCGAACGCACCCAGCCUGGAGUGCGUCAGAAGAUCGAGUCGGAUAACUACGUUGGCAACGUCUACACCCGGGUUGACGGCCUCAGCGCCGUGAUGAUCACGGACGGCGAAUAUCCGACCCGAGUGGCGUUCUCUGCGCUGAACCGACUGCUCGAGGAGUUUGCAGGCCGAUUCCCUCAGUCGCAGUGGGCCAGCUUGACGCCCGCGCAGACCCAACCGGCCUACCCGGAGCUGAAAACGCACCUGCAGACCUUCCAGAACCCCGAGGGAGCGGACCCAUUCCUGCGAGUGCAGCGCGAACUUGACGAUACCAAGAUUGUCCUGCACAAGACCAUGCAGACGCUGCUGGAGCGCGGCGAGAAGCUCGACGACCUGGUGGCCAAGUCGGACCAGCUCUCGACCCAGUCCAAGGUGUUCUUCAAGGCAGCCAAGGAUAAUAACAAGUGCUGUUCCUACCUCUGAAGCCUUGUGAGCCAGCAUGACAAGAUCCCGGAUGGGCCAUGCGAUGUGCCGUUACGCACCAAAGCAGCCGGACGGGAGCAGGAUGUAUUGUGCGGUGCAUGCUCUGUGGACGGGGUCGAGUUGUAGAAUACAGCAAAGGGUGCACAGA
Molecule: messenger RNA, 869 nt
Organism: Polychytrium aggregatum
Lineage: Eukaryota; Fungi; Chytridiomycota; Chytridiomycetes; Polychytriales
Product: Longin-like domain-containing protein
Exons: 5
Coding region: 116-721 (201 amino acids)
Biological process (GO): endoplasmic reticulum to Golgi vesicle-mediated transport
Cellular component (GO): Golgi apparatus
Molecular function (GO): SNAP receptor activity
Source: RefSeq, a predicted model, not a curated record